AUGUCGUUGGUGGCUUCAAACUCAAACACAGAGCGGCCAUUUCCAAAGUUGCAAGUAUUGGAUAUAUCACAUAAUGCAUUUGUUGGCAUUUUACCUGAUAGAUAUAUCAACAACUUUCAAGGAUUGGAUCAGUUAAUGAAGCGACUGCUAGAUACCUUUACAACCCUCGACGUAUCCUCCAACAGAUUCUCAGGGGGCAUUCCAUCUUCUCUAGGGAAUCUUAACUCCCUUAGAUACUUGAAUUUGUCUCACAAUACCCUCAGUGGACAUAUACCGCCAUCUCUAGGAAGUAUGAGUUUGCUCGAGUCUUUGGACUUGUCUUCAAACAAAAUGGAUGGAAAAAUUCCAGGUGAAUUGGCAAAGUUGACAUUUCUUGCAAAGUUAAACCUUUCAAUAAAUAGCCUUGAGGGCCAAAUACCACAAGUUGGCCAACUUUCCACAUUUGAUAAUGAGUCAUAUGUGGGAAAUGCAGGCUUGUGUGGAUUACCAUUGACGAGAAAAUGUGAGGGGAGUGAUGGAAAACCAUCACCGCCUCACGUGGAAGUGGAAUCGGAUAGGGAGAUCGAGUGGGGUUAUGUGUUUGUUGCUGCUGCAUAUGUUUUUGGCAUAGGAAUCUUUUCGUGGUUGCUUUUAUUAUGCCCAAGUUUCAGGUAUAAAUACUUUGAGAAAGUUGAUGAUGUUUUUGAGAAGAUAUUUGAGUGUUUCCAGCGCCCUAAAAAAAGAGAUAGAGGAAGAAGAGUUGUGAGGAAUCAGGCUAGAAGACAGCAGUGA
Molecule: messenger RNA, 771 nt
Organism: Salvia hispanica
Lineage: Eukaryota; Viridiplantae; Streptophyta; Magnoliopsida; Lamiales; Lamiaceae
Source: RefSeq, a predicted model, not a curated record